UCUCGGAACCAAUACAACGCCGACCAAUCCUUUGUCUCCUACCUUUAUCAUGUUCAAAUCCCCAGCCCCAAAUGCCGCCUCUACGAUUUUGCCAUUUCUAUCACGACGACGUCCACGACACAGUCAAGCCGGUCUUGACCAAACGAACGAACGAUUACGAUCUUUAUUAUUACGCGUACCUGAUUGCCUAUAGCACUGAUAUCUGAACUGACAUGACGAAAAAACAUCACCCGAAGAAGAACCCCCCGAAGGAAAACCCCCCGAAGAAGAACCCCUACGAAUGGGUCGACUGGGUCGACGUGGAUAGAUAUCGCCCGAAGAAGAACCUCUACGACUGGGACGGCGACCUCGAUCUGACCCUCGACUCGCCCGUCCGUGGUGCGUAUCGUGGCGGAAAUGCGUUGGCGCUUGCUGCUCCCAGGGGCCUCGCUGGUCCCAAUGGCUCUGCUGGUCCCGGAGGCCCUCGUGGUCCUAGUGGUCCUGGUGGCCCUGGUGAUCCCAGCGACCCUUCUCGUUAUAUUACUCCUAUUAAAUCUCCUACUCCUAUUAAAUCUCCUACUCCUAUGGGUCCCAAUGGUCCCAAUGGUCCCGAUGGUCCUGAUGGUCCUAAUGGUCCUAACGGUCCUAACGGUCCUAGUGGUCCUAGUGGACCUAAUGGACCUAAUGGUUCUAACGGUUCUAAUGGACCUAAUGGUUCUAAUGGUUCUAAUGGACCUAAUGGUCCUAGUGGUCCUAGUGGUCCUAGUGGUCCUACUGGUGGAUCAAGAUUUGGCACGGGUGUGACGGACGUGGGUGAGAGAUCCCCAAAAGCUGCAAACUGGUUUUGGGCACGUCGACGACUGGAGCGGUGGAAGACAGUGGACAGUUAUUUGGGGGACCCCAGACGAUUCAGGAAAAAGACAUAUUCCGACCAUGAGGGCAGGCCCAGGACACAAGCUCGGGGCAAACCAGCAGCGAAAGCCUUACAAAAAACAAGGGCAAAAGCCCUACAAAGAGCAAAGGCAAAGGUGAGAAAGGAUGGGGAGAGUGUUUUGCAGAAAUACGGGAAGAAGAAAGCGGGCAAGAAGAUGCAGUUCGCGCCGACUGUGCAGAUCAAGGACUUUUACAAAGAACUGGCACCAGCGACGACGCGGAUGCAGCAGUCCCGGAGUGCCGAGCUGAAGUGGCCAGUCUUUUCCUUUCCGAACACGCCGGGUGCGGUGACAAAGGCACCACGACCACGUCCACAAUCGGCCAUCGGUCCUUCUUUCGGGCCCUUUGCGCAGCAACAGCUGCCUAUCGAUGUCGAGGCCUCGCGCAUGCCCAAGCUGCCGAAGGAUGUCGCGGCGGCGCUGGCAGAGCUGAUCGCGUCCGGGGCGAUACAGGGGCGGGUUUCGCAGCGAAUGAACCUGGGCACGGGGGAAUUGCAGGACGUGGUGAGGGUGACCAAGUCAGAGGAUUAUCUGGCAGUGUUGGCGUAUUGUCGGGCGCUCAAGGCCUAAAGAGGGCAUGUUUCGUGCAUAUAGGACGAUAAGAUAAUAAUUUGAC
This is a messenger RNA of Aplosporella prunicola CBS 121167, 1527 nucleotides long. RefSeq lists its product as uncharacterized. The coding region runs from base 213 to 1481 and encodes 422 amino acids. The transcript has a single exon. Lineage: Eukaryota; Fungi; Ascomycota; Dothideomycetes; Botryosphaeriales; Aplosporellaceae. The record is from RefSeq and is a predicted model, not a curated record.